This is a messenger RNA of Ahaetulla prasina, 1674 nucleotides long. It is a transcript of the gene OTOP3, whose product is annotated as otopetrin 3. The record is from RefSeq and is a predicted model, not a curated record. Bases 1 to 1674 code for a protein of 557 amino acids. Gene Ontology annotation, biological process: proton transmembrane transport. The transcript is spliced from 7 exons. Gene Ontology annotation, molecular function: proton channel activity. Gene Ontology annotation, cellular component: membrane. NCBI's taxonomy places the organism in Eukaryota, Metazoa, Chordata, Lepidosauria, Squamata, Colubridae.
AUGGGGGAGGAACACCAACUCCAAGAAGCUGGAAAUGAAUCGUUGCCUACACAACCAGAGUCUUGGAAGAUCCAUUAUGAGAAGUCAUGGCUCCACCAACAUUGUUCUUCCUUAUUACACCGUGACAAGCAGGCCCAGAAGACUGGGCAGCUCUUCUCCGGACUUCUAGCCAUGAAUGUCGUGUUUCUUGGCAGUGCAUUCUUAUGUAGUAUGAUUUUCAACAAAGUAGCCAUUACAAUGAGAGAUGUCUGGAUUUUCCUGUCCAUCCUCAAGAUCCUAUCCUUGAGCUGGAUAGCAUAUUACUUGCUGUUCACUAGAAGGAAACCAUUUGCCAUCUUGUAUCAGGAUGCCCAUGCAGGGGCUAUUUGGAUUAGAGGGUCUUUAAUAUUGUUUGGAGCAUGCAGCAUUCUCUUGCACAGUUUCCGGAUUGGAUAUGACGUUAUCUAUAUUCAGAGCGAAUUGCAAAUGGAAAUCUUGUUCCCAUCCAUAGAAAUACUCUUCAUCUGCAUUCAGACCUACUUUGUAUGGUGUCAUGCAAAAGACUGUAUCCAGGUUCAGCACAACCUCACCAGAUGUGGGCUAAUGCUGACCUUGGCCACUAACCUCCUGCUAUGGUUUUUAGCAGUGGCCAAUGAUACAGUUCACAGACAAAUUGAAUCAGAAUUGAACCAGUCUCUGCAAAGAUAUGAAGGUAAUUUGACAUACUCCUGCAAGGACUCAAACGCGACCAUCUGCAAGAUCUUCCAAAAGGGAUAUAUUUUGUUAUAUCCCUUCAAUACAGAAUAUAGUUUGAUCUGUUGCUCCAUGCUGUAUGUCAUGUGGAAGAACGUGGGCCGGCGCAUCACUCAUAGCCAUACCUCUGGAAUCCAGCCUAGAUUCAAACUCCAUGGCAUCAUUUGGGGACCUUUGCUUGGUAUCGCUGCAAUAAUUAUUGGCAUUUGCAUUUUCAUGAUCUAUCAAAUCCAAGUCACCAGUUCUUUCCCCAGUCAUAUGUCAUUCAUACUGUAUUAUUCCUACUACAUUUGUUUAUUGCCUGUAAUGACUGUGGCAGCUUUGGCUGGAACUGUUAUCCAUGCUUUAGAAGAAAGAGAGCUGGAUACCCUGAAAAAUCCAACCAGAAGCCUUGAUGUCAUCCUGCUCAUGGGAACAGCUUUAGGCCAAAUUGCCAUCUCAUAUUUUUCCAUUGUAGCCAUUGUGGCCACCCAUCCAAUAAGCAUGUUGAACAGCAUCAUUCUAGCCUAUUCAAUAAGCCUCAUCAUUCAAUACAUUUCCCAGAAUAUCUUCAUUAUUGAGGGGCUCCACAGGCAACCACUACUGAUGAGUGAGGACUCUCAACUUGCUGCACAUUCCACCCAAGGGCCUCCCUCCACCCAAGUUCUGCCUAAUGAAGAUAGGGAAAACCAGAGUGUUUCGUGGACUUACAUCAAGGCCUACAGACAUUUGAACUGGAAAAGAAGAGCUCUGAAGGAGAUCUCCAGCUUCCUGAUCAUGUGCAAUAUCAUUCUGUGGAUUAUGCCAUCGUUUGGAGCACAUCCAGUGUUUGAGAAUGGAAUAGAGAAGUCAUUUUAUGGCUACUCCACCUGGUUUGCCAUUGUCAACUUCGGGCUUCCAUUGGGUGUGUUCUACAGAAUGCAUUCUGUUGGUGAUCUUCUGGAGGUGUAUCGCUCUGCCUGA